Colletotrichum chrysophilum is the source of this 489-nucleotide messenger RNA. RefSeq lists its product as uncharacterized. The record is from RefSeq and is a predicted model, not a curated record. Gene Ontology annotation, molecular function: carbon-oxygen lyase activity, acting on phosphates. Lineage: Eukaryota; Fungi; Ascomycota; Sordariomycetes; Glomerellales; Glomerellaceae. The coding region runs from base 1 to 489 and encodes 162 amino acids. The transcript is spliced from 2 exons.
AUGGGGAUUACCUAUUCAGCUGCCUGCUUCCCAAAGCACUCACUAGAAGUUCAAGUCUACAUCGGCACGUAUACCUGGCUUGGAAUACUCAUCGACGACGAAACCUCAAAAUCACCAGAGGAUUGCUCAAAAUUCAUUGAACGUUUUGCGGCAGGAGAGAAGCAGCCGACACCCCUCCUCGAGGGAUGGGCAGAACUCAUGCGUCUGGCAUACAAGUACUGGGACCCGGUUGUGGCCAACUUCAUCGUCACAGCCUCACUUAACUUUGUCAAUGCAAACGUCCUCGAGAGCCGGCAGGAGUUCAAGAAACUCAAGCCAACCAAGGGCGGCAAGAAGUGGCCCUGGUUUAUGCGUGACAAGGACGGCGUUUCAGACGCGUAUGCCCUUUUCACGUUCCCCAAGGAUCAGUACCAAGACAUGUCGAACUACCUAGAAAUGAUUCCUGAUAUGUCUUGCUAUCUUGCUUUGACUAAUGACAUUCUGUCGUAA